Molecule: messenger RNA, 2172 nt
Organism: Bufo gargarizans (Asiatic toad)
Lineage: Eukaryota; Metazoa; Chordata; Amphibia; Anura; Bufonidae
Product: gastrula zinc finger protein XlCGF26.1-like
Exons: 2
Coding region: 200-1738 (512 amino acids)
Biological process (GO): regulation of transcription by RNA polymerase II
Molecular function (GO): DNA-binding transcription factor activity; RNA polymerase II cis-regulatory region sequence-specific DNA binding
Source: RefSeq, a predicted model, not a curated record
GGUUCACUAGAAUGUAUGGGCAAACGGGAGGAGGUUUACUAGAAUGUAUGGGCAAACGGGAGGAGCAGGGCCGGCGCCACCAGUAAGGCGAACUAGGCAGUCGCCAUUUAGCACGGGGCGCCCGCCCGUUGCGGCUUAAAAAACAAAACAAAAAACGUUGGUUACUUAUAAUAUAUAGGUUCGGCCGGCGGCGCCCCUCAUGCUGAGGCUGAACGCUUUGUCAGGGUCCAGCAGUCCCCAGGCAGGCACCAACUACCCCCCCAGCGACAUUGGUGAACUACUACCUACCGUGUGUUUGUCUCCAGGACCAGUCCCCAGAGCCAGACUGCAGCCAGAGACCAGCUCAUCUUAUUGUCCUGGUGAUAACCACAGGAUAACAGGCUUCCAUACACAUCUAAAUGUACCUCCUUAUAAAGUAGAAGAUAAUCAAUCAAAGCUUGUCAAUAAUAGAAUUGGACAUAGACUGGGGGAAAUGUCGGCAAGUUCUGAAUAUGAGAAACAUUUUAAAAAUAACUUUCACCUUUCUAUGGACAAGAAAAAUCACAAUGAAAAAAGAUCUUUUGCACAUUCAGAAUGUGGGAAAACUUCUACUAAGAAAGCAUGUCUAUUUGAACAUCAGAGAAUUCACACAGGAGAGAAUCUAUUUCCAUGUCCAGAAUGUGGGAAAUGUUUUAAGAGUAAAUAUUAUCUUGCAAAACAUGUGAAAACUCACACAGGAGAGAAGCUAAAUUGCUGUUCAGAAUGUGAAAAAACUUUUGCUAAAAAAUCUAAUCUUGUUGAACAUCUCAGAAGCCACACAGGAGAGAAGCCAUUUUCAUGUUCAGAAUGUGAGAAAACUUUUUCUAUGAAAUCAAAUUUUGUAGCACAUCUCAGAAUUCACACAGGAGAGAGGCCAUUUUCAUGUCCUGAAUGUGGGAAAUGUUUUAGUCGAAAAUCAACUCUUUCUAUACAUCAAAAAACACACACAGGGGAGAAGCCAUUUUCAUGUCCUGAAUGUGGGAUUGGUUUUUAUCAGAAAUUUAAUCUUGAUAGACAUAAGAGAAUUCACACAGGAGAGAGGCCAUUUUCAUGUCCUGAAUGUGGGAAAUGUUUUAGUCGAAAAUCAACUCUUUCUAUACAUCGAAAAUCCCACACAGGAGAGAGACCAUUUUCAUGUCCUGAAUGUGGGAUUGGUUUUUAUCAGAAAUUUAAUCUUGAUGUACAUCAGAGAAUUCACACAGGAGAAAAGCCAUUUUCAUGUUCAGAAUGUGAGAAGUGUUUUACUGAGAAAUCAACUCUUGUUGAACAUCAGAGAACUCACACAGGAGAGAAGCCAUAUUCAUGUACAGAAUGUAAGAAGUGUUUCAGUAAAAGAUCAACUCUUGCUGAACAUAAGAGAAUUCACACAGGAGAGAAGCCGUUUACAUGUCCUGAAUGUGGGAUUGGUUUUUAUCGGAAAUCACAUCUUGAUAUACAUCAGAGAAAUCACACAGGACAGAAGCCAUUUUCAUGUUCAGAAUGUGAGAAGUGUUUUAUUGAGAAAUCAUAUCUUGUUGAACAUCAGAAAAUUCACACAGGAGAGAAGCCACAUUCAUGUACAGUAUGUAAGAAGUGUUUCAGUAAAAGAUCAACUCUUGCUGUACAUCAGAGAACUCACACAGGAGAGAAGCCAUUUCCAUGUCCAGAAUGUGGAAAAUGUUUUGCAAGUAAAAAAAAUCUUGUGUAUCAUCUAACAAUUCAUACGAGGAAGAAUCAAUAAGUGUUUAAAGUCUAAGAAAAAAAUAGAUCGGUAUCAGAUGGCACAUAUAAGCUCUCAGUAAGGUGACAAUCUAUUGAAAAGUUCAGACUGUAAUAAAUGGGUCAGUGUAGAGGUUCAUUGUACGACCUUCUGCCUUAGGCUACUUUCACAGUGCAGAUUUUGCUUUCCGUUUGUGAGAUCUGUUUAGCGCUCUCACAAGCGGUCCAAAACGGAUCAGUUUUGCCCUAAUGCAUUCUGAACAGAAAAUGCAGUUUGCCUCAGUUCAGUCUUCAUUCAGUCUUGGAGACGGACACAAACUGAGCCAAAGGGAUCUGUCCUGACACACAAUGUAAGUCAAUGGGGAUGGAUCAGUUUUCUCUCCACAAUAGAAAACUGAUCCGUCCCCCAUUGACUUUCAAUGGUGUUCAACAUGGAUCCGUCUUGGCUAUGUUAAA